Molecule: messenger RNA, 474 nt
Organism: Staurois parvus
Lineage: Eukaryota; Metazoa; Chordata; Amphibia; Anura; Ranidae
Source: the annotation of a GenBank genome assembly
CAGGCAUCGGGCCCCCCUGGGGAGCGGCGGGCCCGUCGACCCCCUUGGGGGAGCGUCAGGCAUUGGGCCCUCCAGCGGAGCCCUGGGGGCGCCGGACCCCCAGGCGGAGCGACAGGUCUCGGGCCCCCUCAGGGGAGCGGCGGGCCGCCGGACCCCCAGGUGGAGCGACAGGUCUCGGGCCCUCAGGCGGAGCGGCGGGCGCCGACCCCCAGGCGGAGCCGGCGGGCGCCGGACCCCUGGGGGGAAGUGGACAGGUCUCGGGCCCUCAGGGGGUUUAGCGGGCGCCCGUCGCCGGACCCCCAGGCGGAGCGACAGGUCCUCGGGCCCCCCGCCCGAAGGGCCGGGACCGAGCUCACCAGCACGACAGUGGGCUCCGAGUCAACUGGCAUGACCCGCUGGCACUGGGGGUCAGAAAUUGGAUCGUCCUGGCUGGACAGGGGCAUCGGGUCACCAGGCAUCAGGUCAUUUGGCUCG